Messenger RNA from Labeo rohita (rohu), 3864 nucleotides. Its product is annotated as receptor-type tyrosine-protein phosphatase eta-like. Gene Ontology annotation, molecular function: protein binding; protein tyrosine phosphatase activity. The coding region runs from base 300 to 3140 and encodes 946 amino acids. The transcript has 22 exons. The record is from RefSeq and is a predicted model, not a curated record. NCBI's taxonomy places the organism in Eukaryota, Metazoa, Chordata, Actinopteri, Cypriniformes, Cyprinidae. Gene Ontology annotation, biological process: protein dephosphorylation.
ACUUCCUGGGGGCGGAAUGGCAAGCAUUAUUUGUGGUGAUGUAGUGAAGCGUUGAGUGAAGCGAUGAGUUUCCGUUUAGCAGAGGCGGAACAUUAACACCGUGCAGUUUUAGUGCAACAUUAAACUGUGGUGACAGCAGUCAAUCAGCUCCACCUUCUGUGAGAGUUCACACAUUUCACAUUAGUGCUUGGUGCGGUCAGAAGAGCUGCUUAAGAAAGUGAGGAAAAAGUCGCGGGGAAACUUUUCUGAAGAUGAUUUGAAGAUCCGCUGCUCGGGAAUAUCACGAUCCCUGAGAGAAGAUGGGAUGUCUUUCUAUCAAAACUGUUUGUAAAGGCACAGCGCUUCUGAUCAUUGUCAUUCUUCGGGGGUUGAAUGCACAGAAUACGACAGCCACAGAAAGCGAUCUUUCAAAUGGGACUCAAGCAACAGCUCUUAACACUACGAGCUCUCCUUCAACUAAGUCUCAAACACCAGCUCCUACAGCUCCUGCCACUACAAGCCCUACUUCAACUCAAACAGCAGUUACAAAGCCAGAUGUGAUCAGGAAUCUCACAGUGAAUGAAAUCACAACAUCAUCUGUGUUUCUGACAUGGGCUGAACCAAUUGGAAAGAGAUCUUUCUUUAAAAUUCAAUGGACUGAUAAUCGAACAAAUGAAAAUUCAGCAACUAACACUUCCUAUAACAUCACUGGUCUGACUGCUGGAGUCAAUUACACAUUCUGCAUCACUGCUGUGGCAGCAGACGAUUCAACAGAAGGAGGAACUGUCUGCGUCUCACAAUAUACAAAGCCAGAUGUGAUCAGGAAUCUCACAGUGAACAACAUCACAACAUCAUCUGUGUUUCUGACAUGGAAUGAACCAGCUGGAAAUAGAUCUUUCUUUAAACUUCAGUGGACUGGUGAUCAAACAAGCGGAAAUUUAACAACUACUAACACUUCCUAUAACAUCACUGGUCUGACUGCUGGAGUCAGUUACACAUUCUGCAUCACUGCUGUGGCAGAAAACAAUUCAACAGGAGAAACUGUUUGCAUUUCACAGUAUACCAAGCCAAAUGUGCUAAAAAAUUUAAGAGUGUUUGAAAUCACAACAUCAUCUGUGUUUCUGACAUGGGAUGAACCAGCUGGAAAUAGAUCUUUCUUUAAAGUUCGAUGGACUGAUGAGAAAACAAGUGGAAAUUCUACAACUACUAACACUUCCUAUAACAUCACUGGUCUGACUGCUGGAGUCAAUUACACAUUUAUCAUCACAGCUGUGGCAGCAGACGAUUCAACAGGAGAAACUGUCUGCAUUUCACAAUAUACCAGGCCUGACGUCAUAAUAAACCUCAAAGCUGAUGAUAUUACAGCAUCCUCUGUUUUACUAAACUGGACUAAACCAAACGGUCAAAGCUCUCAUUACCGUGUAGAAUAUGAAGAUAAGAAUGUGAUUAUUGUAAACACCUCCAUCAUAAUAAAUGAUCUGAUUCCUGGAACACAGAACACAUUCAAAGUAUUUGCAGUUGCAGCUGAUCAUGUGACCGAGGGGAGAUCCAGUCAGAUUUCACUCUAUACCAAGCCAGAUGUGAUCAGGAAUCUCACAGUGUCUGAAAUCACAACAUCAUCUGUGUUUCUGACAUGGGAUGAACCUCGUGGAAUGAGGUCUUUCUUUAAUGUUCAGUGUACUCAAAAUAGUAACACUACUAACACUUCCUAUAACAUCACUGGUCUGACUGCUGGAGUCAGUUACACAUUCUGCAUCACUGCUGUGGCAGCAGACAGUUCAACAGAAGGAGAAACUGUCUGUAUCUCACAAUAUACCAAACCAGAUGUGAUCAGGAAUCUCACAGUGACUGAAAUCACAACAUCAUCUAUGACUCUGAAAUGGAAUGAACCAGCUGGAAAUAGAGAUUUUUUUAGAAUUCAUUGGUCUGAGAAAAGGAUGUAUGUAAUAACUAAAGACACUUCCUAUAGCAUCACUGGUCUGUCUGCUGAAGUCAGUUAUUCAGUCUGCAUCACUGCUGUGACAGCAGAUAAAUCAACAGAAGGACAAACUGUCUGCAUCUCACAAUAUACCAAAUCCUCUGACACCCUUUACAUUUGGCUGAUCGUUGGUGUAGUUUUGGGAGUGAUUUGUUUUCUCUUCAUCAUCAUUCUGAUUUUCUUCAUCUGUUCUAAAAGACAAACAAAUGAACAAUAUCCUGACAUCCCUUUACACAUUUUUAGUAAUACUGCUAUGAGUAUAGACGAUUAUGAAGAGUACUUUAAGAAGAAAUUUGUGGAUGGUUUUGCCGAAGAGUAUGAGAAGUUGAAAUCUGAUGGAAUGGCACAGUCAAAGAACAUUGCCCUGGCUACUGAAAACAAGGCGAAGAACCGUGACAGCAAUGUGUUACCUUAUGAUGCUUCAAGAGUUAAGUUAUCAAUAUGUGGCAGCCCCUUUGAUGAUUACAUCAAUGCCAGCUAUGUCCCAGGCUACAAGUCAAGAGAAGAGUUUGUAGCUGCUCAGUGUCCAUUGCCCAACACUAAGGAUGAAUUCUGGAGAAUGAUCUGGGAGAAGAACAUCUACACCAUAGUGAUGUUGACCAAAUGCAAUGAGCAGGUACUGGAAUGUGAUAAGUACUGGCCAUCUGGCACUAAUAAUUAUAAUAACAUCUCUGUGACAACUACCUCAGAGAAAGAAAUGGAGAGUUGGACCAUAAGGGACUUUGGAAUCAAAAAUGUGAAGCAACACUUCCUGCACCUGGUGAAAACAGAAGAAGCUCGUAAUAUAUGCCAGUUCCACUUCACGGCAUGGCCAGAUAAUGGAUUUCCACAGACCACUGAAGUCCUCAUUAAUUUCAGAUGUCUGGUGAGAAAACACAUGGACCAGUACUCACGCCACUCUCCAGCUGUGGUGCACUGCAGUUCUGGUAUCGCAACAGGGGUCUUCAUUGCCAUUGACCACCUGAUCUUCCAGAUUGAAAGAGAUAGUAUGGUGGAUGUCUGCGGAAUUGUUACUGAUAUGGAAAUGCACAGGCCUCUCGUGAUGACUGAGGAGCAAUAUUCUUACCUCCACCAGUGUGCAUAUGACAUCAUUCGAUCAAGAACCGGAACUAACAUGGACUUAAUUUACCAGAACACAGCAUCACCCCAGAUCUAUGAGAAUACAACACAUCUAAAACAAUAAAAUGACUCUUGUCCAAUGAUCUGACAGAUUUAAGAUUAUAUAAAGCACAUUUUUAACUUAAAUUAAAAAAUAAUGCACACUUUACAUAAAGUUGAAUGUAAUUUAUUUCCUGCACAAUAUUCAAAACAUUUGAGUAACAUUUUCAUUUUAAUAAAUACAUUUAAAAAGUUAAAAACACUGAAAAUGCUGAAACACUUUAUAAUUUUAACAGCAAAUAAUGUAUGUAAAUGUUUUAAAUAUUUUAAUCAAGAAGUGUUUUCUAUAUUUAUAUUUUUUCUAUAGUUGUAUUUAUAAAAUUUUACAUUAUAUAUUUACUGCAACCCCUGUACAUUUUAUAAAACGUUUAGCACUUCACAGGUUAUUUAAGAGAAUACAUUAUAUGGUACAGUUGCAUGAUUAUUUUCAACAUUUUUUUCUGGUAUAUGCUAAGGAUUUCUAAUUUCUAUACUUAAUGUUGCACUGAAUCGCAUGUGAUAUAGCUUUAAUAUAAUAUUUAUAAAGCACUACUCAUUCCAUUUUUGCUGUUCAUGCUGUUCUGUUCACUCAUCUCUCGUCUCCUCCAUCCCCUUGUGUGUGCGUGAGUGUGACAUUAACUUUAUUUUCAGUUCCUAAAUUAAUAUUAAAAUGUUGAUAUGACUUUGAUUUUUGUUUUUGUUAAUAAAUUUAAAUAUAUUUAUAUUAUUUAAAUAUAUUUUUGUGAACAGUUGUUUAUAUUGAUGUUAUG